Messenger RNA from Solenopsis invicta (red fire ant), 2798 nucleotides. Its product is annotated as acyl-CoA:lysophosphatidylglycerol acyltransferase 1. Gene Ontology annotation, molecular function: acyltransferase activity. NCBI's taxonomy places the organism in Eukaryota, Metazoa, Arthropoda, Insecta, Hymenoptera, Formicidae. The record is from RefSeq and is a predicted model, not a curated record. Gene Ontology annotation, cellular component: endomembrane system. Bases 453 to 1586 code for a protein of 377 amino acids. The transcript is spliced from 6 exons.
AAACGCUAUUAGACGGUCGUUCCAUUGAGUUAUGUAUACUUGGGUGAUUUUGCAUUUUGUAGAACACGAGAUUCUGGAAAAGCAAUGAAUAACAAAAUAUUUCAACGAGUGCAAACCAUUUAAUAUCUACUUAGUGAUAGACGGAAAACGAUUUAUUUUUCUCGUGCAAUGAUCAAACAUAUAUCAAGAUAAAGUCAUUAAACGGGACGAAACGUUUGUACAAUAGAGAAACGGAAGAUCGAGCGCGAUUAUUGAAUUCUGCAGAUAUAUGCUUACGUCGACGCUGCGGUAAUUCUCAGUAACUCUCGACGUGUAAAAACAUUUGUUGAUUUGCGUGUGUUAUCCGGAAUAAUGAUUCUUUGUUAUGUAAAUUAUACAUAAGAAAAUGCUAUGGUGGAGAAAAAGUGUAUGAAAUCCUCUCAAUCUUUAGCAACGGAUGGUGGCACUCAAAAAUGACUGACUCUACCUCCGCCGCCUCUACUGUCAUCAGAAUAAUCAGCAACAUAGUGACUUUAUUGAAAUGUGUCGCACGGACGGCAUUUGUGAUAUUAAACAACGUCUAUUGCAUACCUACUUAUGUAGUAUGGAUGAUGUUAUUGUUUCCUGUAAAAAUAUAUCAACCUCAAGUUUAUUGGCGAAUCGAAGGCUUAUUUUUCCACUGGUUGUUGGCGAUGGUGUCGAUGUGGACUUGGUCUGCAGGUUACGACAUAAUAGAGCAAGGUGAUGACAUACAGAAGAUUAUUAGUGAAAAAACGUUAGUUAUAGCGAAUCAUCAGAGCACUGGUGAUGUUCCUAUAUUAAUGACAACAUUUAACGCCAAACCAAAUGUUUUACCUAAUUUAAUGUGGAUAAUGGAUAGAGUGUUCAAAUUUACUAAUUUUGGGAUAGUUUCUAUACUACAUCAAGAUUUUUUCAUUGUAUCGGGACGUAAACGAAGGGAUGAAAGUUUAAAACAAUUACAAAAGCAUCUCAAAGAUUCUUAUAUACCACGAGACAGAAAAUGGAUGGUACUCUUUCCGGAAGGGGGCUUUCUGUGCAAGAGACGGGAAACUUCACAAAAGUAUGCUAAGAAGAAUAAUCUGCCAAUUCUUGAAAAUGUGACUCUACCAAGAGUAGGAGCGAUGCAGACGAUUUUUGAUACCCUCGGACCAGCAGAGAGUAGAGAUGCAGAAGAUCGAUACUUGAAUAGUCGACCAAAUUUGAUGAUAGUUAAUCCAGAAAUUACGUGGGUUCUCGAUAUAACAAUAGCGUACCCUCAAGGUAAACCACUCGAUUUACCUACUAUUAUAACUGGUUCGAGAUCUCCAUGUGAGACGGUAUUGUUUUAUCGACUUUUCCCUAGUUCAAUGGUUCCUCGCGAGCCGGAACAAUUAUCCAAAUGGUUGUAUGACAGAUGGGUAGAGAAAGAGGUACUAUUGGAACAUUUUUAUAAACAUGGAACAUUUCUGGGCACAAACGAAUCGAACAGAGGCGGUUCCAAAGUACACCAGGAUCCAUUAAGAUUCCUAGUCCUUCAUUUAUUCUUCAUCACGUCUAGUUAUAUACAUUAUAGCAUGCUUACGUACGUGCUAUCUUGCUUUUGGUAAAAUAUUUUUUUAUAUUGUAUGCAACGCACGAUGGUCCGGUUUAAAGAAGAAAAUCACACUAAACGAAGUAAGAUAUCCUUGCCUUAAACAACCAUUUUGAUGUUUAUGAGAAUAAUUCUAAUGAAUGUACAGAUUAUUAAAUUCGGCAAAUAUGCCUACAUUACGAGUCAUUUGUAACAUUUAUUUUAUUUAAUGCAACAUUUGCAAAUAGUUAUGGUAUUUACGAAUGAUACUUGUGUUUUGUGUUAAAACUAAUAUAAAAUUAACAUAUUUUUAAACGUGAUUUUAAAUUAUUAAUACAUUUUACGUUUAACAAAAUAAAUAUAAUUUUUUCUAUAAUUUUCAUGCUGUAUAGCUUUAAAAUUUUUAUCAUGCUAUGUAUUUUCCAUACUGUAUAUAGUAUAAGUUACGUAACUAAUCUGUUUUUAUAUAAAUCAACGUUCGUGAACUUCGAAUUUGACGAUAACGGAACAUUUUUAGAACGAAAUCGUUGGUGACGCCAAUUUAUAGAUUUAUUUUCCUCACUUUAGAUAGUAUUGUAGGAUAUACAAAUAUUUAAUUGUAAAUUUAGAUAAAAUACACAUAAGAAUAAACAUUUUAUCCGUAAUAUCAAGUAUUAUGUAAUCUCUUUUGUAGAGAUUGCGUAAUGCUUUUUGCCGUAAGUUCUUGAGAAUACAAAAAUAGUGUUUAGAUUUUAUAUCGAUAUUAGAUGAUUUCACAGUUCUUAAUUUACACAAUCCUAUCAUAUAUUGCAUAAUAAAUACUAUCCGGUUUUAUAGAUUAAAUUAAGUACGAUAAUUCACGUUAACUUUUAUUACCUUCAUCAAUGUGUAAAUGUAUUUACACAUACCUGAUACUUGGUAGCAAUGUAACAAUAUCUUUGUAAUAUAGCAUUGUGUGUCUUAUGUAAGUUGAUUAUAAAAUGAUAUAUAUUCUAUAUCGACAUACAAUAGAUGAAAGGGAUUUUUGCAGUUGAAUCUUUUAAAAAGGUAUCAAUUUAUUUUUUGUGAUAUAAUAGCAAAGGAUAUUUUACAAAGAAAAUAACAUCCAUUCUAUAAAAAUAAUUUUUUAACAUUACAUUAGGAAUUUUGUAAUGAUAAGUUUGUAACUUUUAGUGAUAUAUAAAUUAGAAUUAGAUUAAUGGAAAAACAUAAUUGUUUUAAAACUGAAAAUAAAUGAAAAAGGAUAUUGUACCAGAUGUGUAUGAAAUAA